Molecule: messenger RNA, 2739 nt
Organism: Vitrella brassicaformis
Lineage: Eukaryota; Vitrellaceae
Source: the annotation of a GenBank genome assembly
AUGUGUGUGGUUGCAGCCCCGACGAUCGCGACGGUCAAGGAGGAGCCCUCCGCGCCCAACACAUCACCAAACAGCCCCAAAGACGCCACCAAGCCCAGCCCACCACUGCCACCACCUGCUGCGGCAUUAGUGGCCAAGAAGGAGGCAUCGCAGGCAGAGGUCGGGGAGGGCGAGAGUGCUGCGGCGGGGGCCCUCUCGCCGGCGCCACCCCGGCCGAGUGUCACAGAGGAGGGGCAGCAGCAGCACCAGCAGCAGCAGCAGCAGCGGAAGGAAGAACGUGUCGAUGAACAGAGAGAGGAUGUAAGACAUUUUUUUCCCACCUCCACUCACAGACAGACAGACACCGAGACAUACACACAUGGAUUCAUCUCUGGUGUAUUCCACAAAUGCAGGAAGAGGCGGAGGAGAUCGGUGGCAACGGUGGCGUAGAUGACGGCCGUUCGGCUCUGCAUCAGCGGCUGGAGCGUCUCUCAGCCCAGCUGCAGCGGCCACUCGUGGCCUCUCGCGACACACCAGCACCAGCACCAGUGGCAGUGGCAGCCGGCGAGACACCGCAUGUUCUAGCGGCCGCAGUCCCGGGGCAGAGGCUCCCCAGGAGAUCCCCGGAUCGGCUGCAGGACUUCCCCUUUAUGCAGGCCGAGAGACGAUGUCAGUUGGCGCAAAGAGAGAGACAGGGAGGGGUGAAUUAGUGUCGUGUGUGUGUGUGUGGAUUGGUUCAGUCGACCAUCGUGUGUAUGGCGCUGUGGUUGGUGCUGGUGCUGCUGGUGGCGGCAGUGGUGCGUCCAACGACUAUGACUAUGACGACACAUCAUCCAGCGAUGAAGGCGACGAGCGGGGAGAGCUCAGCCCGUAAGGACAAAAGAUAGAAUCAGCCAACACGCCCGCCCGCCACUCUCCCCUCUCCUUCUCCUUCGUCUGUCAGGGACUCGCCCCACAUUCUUCUCAAAGUCCCGUCGCUGCACGUCCACGCCCUCAACGGCCUGUAAGCUCUCUGAGAAGGCGGGCGACAAGAGAUAGAUGAGACACGGCCAUCUCGGCAUCUCCUGAUUUGCUCACUUUGCAGGGCUGCGCGGGAGUCUGCAUCGCCGGCAGACAGCGGCAGCGGCAGUGGAGGUAGCGGUCUGGCGGUGGCCAUGGCUCCGCCAAAGGGCAAAGCGGCCCAGCCAGGAGGGAGAGGAUCACGCCUCAUCACGGCCGCCACUUCGGCGAAAGGCAAGCCGAUGAGACAGGGAGAGGGAGAACAUACACACAAUGCAUUGUGAUGUGUGUGUGUGUGUGUUUCAGAUUUGGUGGUUGUGGAGGAGGGACACCGGCGUAGCAUUAGCGAAGUCUCCGACGAAUGGAACCGUUAGUGCAUGAGCAUUGACCACGAUACGCCCGCACACGCCGCGCCCACCCUCUCUCUUUUUCUCUGUCUCUGUGUCUCCCUCUCAGUGGUUGGCCGCACUCCCCCCGGCACAAGCACCACUGGCACCAUCAACUCAUCGCCCCUCGACGCCCCACCCGCCAAGCCCCGCAGACCAGGCCCCCCACCGCCUCCCCCAGCCCCCCCUCCCAAGCUCCUGCAAGCCAACCACACCCACAACCACACCCACCAGCACACCCACACCAAGGCGAGCACCCACACCGCUCCCCGUUCCCACAUGCACCCGAGCAAGAAGGAGAUGCGCCGGUCGAUCAUGCGGCUGGUGGAGCACAACCGCGGCAACGAGGAGGCCAGAAUGGCCCAACAUGGCCAACAUCAGCCGGCCAAGGCACCGGGUCGUCGCAAGCCAGUGGGAGGGCCGGGCUCGUCUUUCCUUCGCCGCGAUUCUAGUCAGGAGAGCAUUGAGGGGGGCAUGGGGGUGCGGCGGGGACCUCGAGAGAAACACCAGCAGCAGCAGCAGCAGCAGCAGAGGGUGCCAUCGCCGUCGGGUGAGGAUUUUACACUGGUGGGGGGUGGCGGCGGGCUGCAGACGAUGCACCUGUAUGGCGUGCCAGGAGGUGAGAAGGAGAGAGCCGAACCAGAGAGGGAGUGAGUGAGUUGUGUGUCGUUCUGUGUUGACUCAUGUUUCUAUCGCAGGUCCCCCUCCUCCUCAUUUUUAUCCCCCUCCUGCUGCUGCUGACGUCAUGCAGCCGUACCAGCCCCACCCCGUCCAUAUUCCCCUUCUGCCAGGCCACUUCCCCUACCCCAUCACCCACCACCCACACCCACACCCGCCGUAUGACCUCUCCCACCUCUCGCCGGUCCCAGAAGGAGACAACGAGACUUCGCGCAACAACACGCCAGCCAUCGCCAGCAACCAGCAGCACACACGCCCCCCACCCGUCGAGGCGCACCCACUGCUCAUGCAGCACCACCAGCAGCAGCACCACCUGCACGGGUACAUCUAUUCAUGCAUCACAUCACGCGGAUAUGUGUGGAUCGGCUGGCGUUUUGUGUGAUCUAUCUUCAGGGCCUCACAUGUUGUUCUGCCGAGCCCUGAUGGCGGCAUACCGUCCCCUUUGGCGGCCAUGGGAGCGAUGGGCGGUGGAGGGGGACGUGGAGGUACAGGUGGGAUGGCAACGCCCGUCCCACGGCCAGAUGAGAGCAGCCAUGGGCAGGGGAGGGGCGUGCGGGAGCGGAGAAGGGCUGUCGGCGGUGUCCUGUGGCAGCAGCAGCAGCAGCAGAGAGGGAGGGGGGCAGGCUGACUUACUUGAGAGGUGGAACUCUGCAUGUUUCGCCGUAGCUCUGCAUGGAUGACCCACGUGACACGCGCC